AUGGCUGAAGGUGUAGAUGAUUGGACUUGCGUGUUUGUCUCUAGCCUACGUGCCGACCUCACCAGUAUACUGAACGAGACGUCUGAUGAGGCCACCCGGUUACCACCUACGACGGAUUUAGAUGAAUAUAUCAGCCAGCCGUUCCCCCUUAACCUCACACUCCUGACACAAGAGGACCGAAAGCUGCUGGAUGAUACUGGCGUUGAAGUAUGGAAUGCAUGUAACCUAGAGUUUGUAAAACCAGAGAGAAUCAACAAAGCGGAAAACCUAAGGGACAUGUGUAAAGUGAUAGUCAUUGCAUUUCUUCUCCUUGAAUGCGCCAUUGAAGAUGGGGUCCAGAGCCCAGACUAUAUUCGGUUGUUCGAUGUUGGUUUAAAGAGUGCUGGGAGAGUGAUCGAGAUAGAGAUGGGCCAUCCGGACCUUGCCAUAAAAGUGUUUGAAAGGUUAGCUGGGCAUGAUGCGAGAAUUUCCCAAAUCGGAUCUGAAGAGCUAUGGAAGGACCCGACCGAGCAACUCUCUAAGCCUUCUGCGAACCCAAUUCCAUUAUCUAUACAGGAGAAUCCUCAAUGGAGAGCCAAGGCGGUUCAUAUCCUUUGCUGGAUCGGGAUAGCGAAGAAAAAUAGGUGUGAUUCCAGCGCUAUUGAGUGGUUACAACGUUGCUAUGACAUUAUUUCGAUGGCGGAGCAGGAUGGUUUUAGUGAAGCGUCUAAGGCUCUUCGACAAUCCGUCUUGCAUGAGCUUAUACGAGCAAAGCUAGAGUUACAGAAGCUUACGGCGGAGGACUCAGAAUGCAUUCGGAAUUUACUUAAUGAUUUACAAGAGGACUAUGGCUCUGAACCUAGUACUUGGUAUCUGGCAUUUGAAGUAUUCCAUGCCCUAGGGCCGUAUAUAGUGAAUGGAAGUGUACUUUGUGAUAAUCAGCUUCAGUCCCUCAUCGAUAAAGUGGAAAUUGAAUCCAACUUCAACAGCAUACUUCAUUGCAUCCACAAAUUCUGGCACUGGGAACCAGUCCUGGCGUAUCGAAUUUUCCAACGCUUGAUAACAGAGAAGAUCAAAUACAUAAAGAGCGACCCAAGUCUUCUAGAGAAAGCAAUACUCAUAUAUCUGCGGCUGUGUACAUUUGAUUCGAAUUCAGCUGAAGGUUUAAGCCAAGCCUCGAUGCUCCUCAUGUUGCUAUACUUAGAUGGGCCGCGAACUGUUGAACAUGGGCCUGAUGCUUCUCAUGCCGCACGAGUGAUAUUUCUUUCGAAGGCAAAUAUCUGUUACGGUGCAAAAGACUUCACAUUUGCGUUUGAAUGGUGCAAAUUAACCCAACACCCCGCCUUUAUGGGGCUUAUGAAGGAAGACGAAGCUAUAAUUAGGAGAAAGAUAAUGUUUUACGCACUACAUCUAGAUAAUGCAGUGCCUCUUGAUUUUAUCGAUGAGCUUGCAGAGUCCAACGAAUCAUUCAUUUAUUCACACUUCAUGGUAUAUCAAUAUGCAUUAAAGCAUGAUAAUCUUGGUUUAGUAAAGCAGAGCUUGAAAAAAAUAGUUCGUGGAACUCCAUUAGACUUCAGUAUUGUAUAUGCCUGCAUUGCAUACGCUGAGUCUUGCGAGAAAACAUCUAUGUUGUGCAUCACCUUCGGAGAGUUACUCGACGAGUAUCAGAAGACCAUGCGCGAGGCCCCUCUCCUUAAGUAA
Messenger RNA from Microsporum canis CBS 113480, 1680 nucleotides. RefSeq lists its product as uncharacterized. The record is from RefSeq and is a predicted model, not a curated record. NCBI's taxonomy places the organism in Eukaryota, Fungi, Ascomycota, Eurotiomycetes, Onygenales, Arthrodermataceae. Gene Ontology annotation, biological process: regulation of synaptonemal complex assembly; meiotic cell cycle. The coding region runs from base 1 to 1680 and encodes 559 amino acids. The transcript has 14 exons.